This is a messenger RNA of Cryptomeria japonica (Japanese cedar), 538 nucleotides long. RefSeq lists its product as uncharacterized. The transcript has a single exon. NCBI's taxonomy places the organism in Eukaryota, Viridiplantae, Streptophyta, Pinopsida, Cupressales, Cupressaceae. The record is from RefSeq and is a predicted model, not a curated record. The coding region runs from base 2 to 469 and encodes 155 amino acids.
AAUGGCAGUCAAGCCUUCUGAAGCCAUGACUGUACGCUUUCUCAUAAAUACUAAAACUCAACGUAUCGUAUAUGCGGAGGCUGGUAAAGAGUUCGUUGAUUUUCUGUUUAGUUUUCUUUCUAUGCCCAUCGGUUCUGUCCUCAAUUUACUGUAUGAUUUUGAAUCCAAUAGAAAUAUUGGCUCUAUCUCUAAUCUGUAUGAUAGCAUGGAAAAACUACCCACUCAGUUUAUGAGCACGGAUAAAUCCCAGCUGCUUGACCCCAAAUUUAUAACCACGUACUCUAAUAACUUUCUUAGGACCAAGCACUCUAAUAACUUUCUUAAGAUUGAGGGCAGAAAAUAUUACGUUUCCAGCUAUCUCUCAACUCCAAAAAUUAGCAGGAGUCAGUCUUAUUGCAGCACAACUCAAAAUAUCAGCAUCACUCACAAUAUCAGCACCAGCAGCGGAAAUCCACUAUCACGAGUAUAAUGUUACUCAAUCAGUUCGAUAUUAAAGAUUUAACAGACCUUCAAGAGCGGGCUGCAAUUGUUGAUAGAA